Molecule: messenger RNA, 1122 nt
Organism: Bradysia coprophila
Lineage: Eukaryota; Metazoa; Arthropoda; Insecta; Diptera; Sciaridae
Source: RefSeq, a predicted model, not a curated record
UAGUUUUCCAUUUAUUUACAUUUUUUUUUCAGUUUUGCGUCGUCAUUUUACGUUUUGUUGCGAAAUCAAAAUUGUAAUCUACCACCACAAAAAAGAGAAGCAUGCAUCUACAACACAAAAUCCCAUGGAAAGAAUUGGUGCAAUGUCUACGGAUUGACAACACCGAAAUUUCAUUACCAGUGGGUGAAUGUGGAAAAAUCCAUUUGAUCGAUAAGGCGACAAAGAUUAAAGUCGCAUCGCGAAAAUUUCUAACCAGUGAUCAAAUAUGUGCAUCUAGCCAAUGCAGUGACACAACAAAUAUUCGCAGUUUUUCGAAAAACAAGUUAACAGAGCCGAUCCUAUCUCGUUGUUCGAUCCGAUACAAUGGAUGGAGAAAGGACAAAUUGAAAUACAUAAACGAUAAAUUUGCUGAGACUGUGAUGGAGUUUGUUGCCACCGAGGAGAGGAAGUUCAGCAGCCUAAUACACUAUGCAGAAAAUGAAAUUGUACCUGAAUCAGAACUACUGCACACAAUUUGUACGGAAUGCCGAUAUCAACCCUGUAAAUAUGGAUGCACAGAUUUUUUGGUUUUUUCGUUGUACUCCAACUAUCAAAUUGAUAAGCUGCUGUGGCUGGACAGUGUAGGAAAGGUGAAUAUAAAAGCUUCCCUAAGUAAGACAUAUGGUGGACAAGCUGUUGGGAAUGGCUACCAGUUUCUUGUUAUAUACCAUUUGCUGCCGUUUUAUGUACGAAGCAAUGCUAUUAUUGCUUGUGGCUAUGAAGCAGACGAAAGCAAAUGGGGUGACCUUCAGCCGAGCGCUUCCUUUCGUAGGAGCAUUGAGUACGACUGCGAUUUUUUGACAUUCAUUCCGAGUCUGAGACCGUAUUUACACAAGGAUGUGUUCAUGAAGGAUAUGAAUAAGACGAUGGAACUAUUACGAAUUGUAUUCCGGCACAUUUACGUCUAUAUUUUUCUAAUUAAAAAGUUCCAUUGCUAUUAUGGUGAUAUCGAACACAUUAAGCACGAUUUAAAAAUGCAGUGGUUUUUCGGGUUUCGAGACUUGGAUGAAUAUGGUAAUUAAGGUUUUGCUGUCUUCUUAAUUUACUGUUACACGAAGAACAAAUAUAUAUUUACAUGUUUUA